Messenger RNA from Durio zibethinus, 2239 nucleotides. The record is from RefSeq and is a predicted model, not a curated record. Lineage: Eukaryota; Viridiplantae; Streptophyta; Magnoliopsida; Malvales; Malvaceae.
AAGCAUAUAAGGUGUGGAUAAAAUUUUAAAAUUUUAUAUUUAGUAUUAUCAGCGUAUAAAUUAUGUAUUUUCAGUACCCCAAAAAAUAUCCAACUGAACAUUGGGGUCAGUGUCAGCAUUUAUAUUUUUACCUUUCGUUUCAAUAAUAGAGGUGGUUGACACCACAGGUGGACCAGGUGAUCACCAUUAAUGGGGCUAUUGUAGACAACAUUUUCAACAAGAAAAAAAAAAUCUCAGACAAAAAGUUGCCGCUGUAUAAUACGACCCACCAGAGAUCACCGACAAAAAUCAAUGGAAAAAAUAGAGGUAGUUUUCAUCCCUGCACCAGCCAUCGGCCACCUCGUCUCGAAUGUUGAGUUUGCAAAGCGAUUGCGUGAUCAAGAUGAUCGUUUCUCAGUCACAGUCCUAAUUAUAGACCCAUUGCUGGAACCGAAGGUCCAAACAUACGUCCGAUUACUUGCGGCUUCUGAUGCUCGAAUACGAUUUAUCAAUUUUCCUCAAAUGGAAACUGAUCCAUUAAGCAAUACCAAAAGCCCAUAUAUAGUUGGAUUUGAAUUUUUGGAGAGUCACAAGUCGAACAUCAAAGAGUAUAUCAUUAAUCACGUUUUACCAAAUUAUGCUGUCUCUGCUGCCUUGUUUGUUGUUGAUGCAUUUGCCGCUCCUAUGAUUGAUGUGGCCAAUGAACUUAGCCUCCCUUCUUAUCUUUUCUACACUUCCGGUGCAGCCACUCUUGGAUUUAUGUUACACGUAGUUACUCGACAUGAUCAAGUUGGCAGGGUGUUUCAAGCUUCCGAUGGAGAGUUAGUUAUCCCAAGCUUUACAAACCCGGUUCCUUGUAAAGUUAUACCCUCGCUUUUUUUUGACGAGAAUGGUGGGUACAUUUACACCAAAAAUUCCAUGAGAAGAUUGAAAGAAACCAAGGGCAUAAUUGUUAACUCGUUCGAAGAGUUAGAACCUCAAGCGGUUAAGUCUCUGGUAGAGUAUGACAUACCACCCUUUUACUUGGUAGGGCCCGUACUUGAGCUUCGAGGUCAUAGUAGUUCGAUGUGUGAUGAGGUCCAAAAUGACGAGAUCAUGAAGUGGCUUGACAAUCAACCCCCAUCAACGGUGGUUUUCAUCUGUUUUGGAAGCGUGUAUUGCGUGGUGGAACCACAAGCCAUGGAGAUUGCACGGGGGCUCGAGCAAUGCGGGCAUAGAUUCUUGUGGUCACUGCCGAUACGAAGUCCAAGGAACCAGGGGUUGGGAAUUAGGCCCAGUAAUUGCCCCAAUCUGAAGGAGAUUUUGCCUGAAGGGUUCUUGCAGCGUACAGAAGGAAGAGGAAUGGUAUGUGGUUGGGCUCCUCAAGUUGAAGUCCUUGCCCACAAAUCCAUCGGAGGCUUUUUAUCACACUGCGGAUGGAACUCGAUUCUUGAGAGCUUAUGGUAUGGGGUGCCCAUUUUGACAUGGCCAAUGCACGGAGAGCAACAAAUGAAUGCAUUUCAGAUGGUGAAAGAUUUGGGGUUAGCAGUGGAGAUGAGAUUAGACUAUAAGCUGGGCGAGAGUGAUGCGGUGAUGGCAGAUGAAAUUGGCAAAGCUCUAAAUUGCUUGAUGGAUGGGGACAGCGAGGUGCGGAAGAGGGUGAAAAAGAUGAGUGAAAUGAGCCGGAAAGCUGUGAAGAAUAGCAAUGGGUCUUCGUUCACUUCGUUUGCGCGCUUAAUUGACUUGUUUUUGAUGGGUAACGCCAACAAGCCUUGAGUGUACGUUAUUUUAACUAAUAAUAUUUAUCCAGUUCAACUUAAUUAAUUUCUGUAGAUCAUACUUAAAAAGUGUCAUGAUAGUCAAAUCUCAGUUCAUGCAAUUCCUUUUCUUAUCUAAACUACAGCCUUCUUUUAUUAAAAAAAAACUAAUAACAGUUUUUCUCCAAGGGUCUCUUCCAAGCCCCCAGAGUUUUGGUGUCAAGUAAAAGAUGUCCACUGCACUGAAAUGUUUCACCUUGGUGGUGGGAUAAUGUGAAUAGAUGUAGUACGUGCAUGAUUGCUUCUAUUAGGUGAAUCAAUUGGAGAAUCUUGCAUUCGUUUUAUGGUCAGGGGUUGCUAUUUUCUAUGUUUUCCUUUGCUACUUGAGAUGGCUUGUUUGUAUUGGGGUAAAUUAAAUUGUGUAAUUCGUUGAAGUAGAUCAAUGGAAAUAAUUAUAUAUAUAUUAUGGCAUUCGUCGAGAAAUUUAUAGUGUCGCCAAUAAUACUUUUAUCAAUUUCUUUGUA